This is a messenger RNA of Thalassophryne amazonica, 5633 nucleotides long. It is a transcript of the gene grid2, whose product is annotated as glutamate receptor, ionotropic, delta 2. The transcript has 16 exons. Bases 988 to 3945 code for a protein of 985 amino acids. Gene Ontology annotation, molecular function: glutamate-gated receptor activity; transmitter-gated monoatomic ion channel activity involved in regulation of postsynaptic membrane potential. Gene Ontology annotation, biological process: monoatomic ion transport; modulation of chemical synaptic transmission; synaptic transmission, glutamatergic. The record is from RefSeq and is a predicted model, not a curated record. Gene Ontology annotation, cellular component: postsynaptic membrane; plasma membrane. Lineage: Eukaryota; Metazoa; Chordata; Actinopteri; Batrachoidiformes; Batrachoididae.
ACACUGCAUACCUUCUCUUCGCCAGUCACCGUGCGCGCUGACGCUGACGCGGGUACCCGCAUACGGCGUGCGGACCGCGCGGAGUAUCUUUGCGCGCAUCAUCGGUUACUUUUCCUCCUGAUCCUAAUAAUCCCCAUCGUUUCCUCCCUGACGCACAACAGCAGAGUGCCACCUCAUAUUUCUAACCCCCACCCGCAUCCACGCGUAUGACUAUCCACGGCGGAAACCUGGAGACAAUUUGGGAAUAUGGCACGUCUCCGCGGCGAUGACAUGUGACACAGCGUUUGAUCAUUUGGUUGUUUCUUCAGAAGAAGAAAAAAAGUGCACUCUGUCGUGAUAGCCGCAGAGGAAAUAAAUAAUUGAAGAGAGAUAAAGAUCCUCAGGGGAAAUGGAAGUUUUGGUCGUCGGCUUGGCCCGUCGAGGUUGCUGCUGCUGCUGCUGAUGAUGCUGAUGGUUUGGUGAGUGGUGCAGGGACAAACUGCGUCGCCAGGUCUGAAAAAUCACGGGUCAUUACAGCGGGACCUGCUGCACUAAACCACCCGGUUCCCCCCUCUUAUUAUUAUCGAGCAAGAAGAGAAUUGUUGCUUUAAAUCUCCACUCUCAGCUUCCAGCCCGUCAGUCCAUCUGAACGCGUCGGCGUUUUGGAUGCGGGCUCUUUGCGUCGCCCAGAACGUGAUUUAACGUCGGGAGGGAUUUCAACAGGGCACUAGUCUAGGAAUCUGAUCUCCUCUCCAGAGAAGCACGAGCAGAAGAACAGAGUGCAGAUUCCAGAGGAUUUCCUGCACCGCACCACGGAUGGACUAAAGGAGAAGCCUCGGUUGUCGGGAUUUUAACUUGUGCGCGCUCACUCAGAAUUGUUUUUGGGGGGUGGCAUGUCACCGCACAACAUGAAAGUUCUCUCGGCUGUGUUCCUUAUGGCCGUUUUUGGGAGCCUGGAGUGGAAACCGGCGCUCACGGAUUCAAUCAUCCACAUUGGUGCCAUCUUUGAUGAGUCGGCACGGAAAGAUGAUGAGGUGUUCGCUUGCUGUGGCAGAUCUCAACUUGAAUAACGAGAUCUUGGAGACAGAGAAGAUCACGAUCUCAGUGGAAUUCGUUGAUGGGAACAACCCCUUCCAGGCUGUGCAGGAAGCCUGUGAACUGAUGAAUCGCGGCAUCCUGGCCCUGGUCAGUUCUAUCGGCUGCAUGUCAGCCGGCAGCCUGCAGACUCUGGCCGACGCCAUGCACAUCCCUCACCUUUUUAUCCAGCGCUCCACAGCGGGAACCCCUCGCUCAUCCUGCCCACCCACCGGCCGCGUCCCCGGAGCAGAUGACUACACCUUGAUGGUUCGCCCACCUGUCUAUCUCAAUGAGGUCAUCAUGCAAGUGGUGUCAGAGUACAGCUGGCAGAAGUUCAUCCUCUUCUAUGAUUCUGAUUUUGAUAUCCGUGGUAUUGAGGAUUUCCUUGACCGAACCUCUCAGCAGGGAAUGGAUGUGUCACUUCAAAAGGUGGAAUCUAAUAUCAACAUGAUGAUCACCAGUCUGUUCAGAACUAUGCGUGUAGAAGAGCUGCAUCGCUACAGGGACACGCUACGCAGGGCCGUGCUGUUCAUGAGUCCUGCGACAGCCAAGGCUUUUAUCACUGAGGUGGUGGAGACGAACCUGGUGGCCUUCGAUUGUCACUGGAUCUUGAUUAAUGAGGAGAUUUCAGACUACGAUUUACAGGAAUUAGUCAUGAAGUCAAUUGGUCGGCUGACACUGGUGCGCCAAACAUUCCCCAUGCCACAGAACACAACUCAGCGCUGUGUCAAACACAACCAUCGCAUUAAUACAUCCCUCUGUGACCCAAAAAACCCUAAAGCUCAGCAACUAGAGAUCUCUAACCGCUACAUCUAUGACAGCGUGUUGCUGUUGGCCAAUACAUUCCACAGAAAGUUGGAGGACAGGAAGUGGCACAGUAUGGCCAGUUUGAGUUGUAUUAGAAAGAACUCCAAGCCAUGGCAGGGAGGCAAGAGCAUGCUGGAGACUGUCAAAAAGUUUGGUGUAAGCGGCCUCACCAGUUUCCUGGAAUUCACUGACAAUGGCACAAACCCCAACAUCUUCUUUGAAAUUCUUGGAACAAACUACGGUGAAGACAGGGGACGAGGAGUCAGCAGGCUGGCUACAUGGGACCCUGUUCAUGGCUUGAACGGCACCCUGACAGAUCGCAAAUUAGAAAAUAACAUGAGAGGAGUGGUGCUACGAGUGGUGACUGUCCUGGAGGAGCCGUUUGUGAUGGUGUCAGAGAAUGUUCUGGGCAAACCAAAGAAGUACCAGGGUUUCUCCAUUGAUGUUUUAGAUGCUCUGUCCAACUACCUGGGGUUUAAGUAUGAGAUCUAUGUUGCUCCAGACCAUAAAUAUGGGAGCUUGCAGUCUGAUGGGCAUUGGAAUGGACUGAUGGGUGAACUCGUUUUUAAGCGAGCUGAUGUGGGACUGUCUGCCCUGACCAUCACACCCGAGCGAGAGAGCGUUGUGGAUUUCACCACUCGCUACAUGGAUUAUUCUGUGGGCGUUCUGCUGCGCAAGGCUGAACGUACUGUGGACAUGUUUGCCUGCCUCGCGCCCUUCGACCUGUCACUGUGGGCAUGCAUUGCAGGCACUGUGAUCCUGGUUGGUCUGCUGGUGUACCUACUCAACUGGCUCAACCCACCCCGACUGCCCAUGGGAUCUGUGUCAUCAACAACACUAUAUAACUCCAUGUGGUUUGUGUACGGCUCUUUUGUACAGCAAGGUGGAGACGUACCCUACACCACUCUGGCUACCCGGAUGAUGAUGGGCGUCUGGUGGAUGUUUGCCCUUAUUGUCAUCUCUUCUUACACUGCUAAUCUAGCAGCCUUCCUCACCAUCACACGUAUAGGGAACUCCAUACAGUCUCUCCAGGACUUAUCCAAGCAGACAGAAUUGCCUUAUGGUACUGUGUUGGACUCAGCAGUGUAUGAUCAGGUGCGCUCCAAGGCUAUGAACCCCUUUGAGCGAGAUCCAAUGUACUCUCAGAUGUGGCGGAUGAUUAACCACACUGGAGGUGCAGAUAACAAUGUUGAGGAGUCCAAGGAAGGCAUUCUCAAGGUGAAAUAUGGCCGGUUUGGCUUUGUGUGGGACGCAGCGGUACUGGACUUUGUUGCCAAUAAUGAUGAGGACUGCUCUUUCUACACCGUCAGUAACAGCGCCCCUGAUCGUGGAUACGGUAUCGCCAUGCAGCAUGGCAGCCCCUACAGAGACAUUUUCUCUCAGAGAAUCCUGGAACUUCAGCAGAAUGGUGACAUGGAUAUCCUGAAACUCAAGUGGUGGCCCAAAGAGAGCCCAUGUGAUCUCUACAGCUCGAUCCAGACACGACAGCAUGGCAACGCCCUGGACAUUCACAGCUUUGCCGGGGUUUUCUUCGUCUUGGCAGCUGGAGUGGUGCUCUCCUGCCUUAUUGCCAUGGUGGAAAGCUGGUGGUCACGGAGGAAGGGAUCUAGAGUGCCCUCCAAGGAGGACGAUAAGGAAAUCGACCUGGAGCACCUACACCGCCGGGUUAACAGCUUGUGCACAGAGGAUGAAAGCCCCCACAAGCAGUUCUCCACCUCUUCCGUCGAUUUAACGCCCCUUGACAUGGAUGCGCUGCCAGCUGCACGCCAGGCACUGGAGCAGAUCAGUGAUUUCCGUAACACCCACAUCACCACUACCACCUUCAUCCCUGAGCAGAUCCAGACCCUCAGCCGCAGCCUCUCUGCCAAAGCCGCCGCAGGAUUUUCCGCUGGUUUCGGCGGUGGCGGAAGCGGCCUCGGGGACCACCGGACUGGCGGAGUGGGUCCUUUCAGGCAGAGGGCCCCAAACGGUGGCUUUUUCCGCAGCCCCAUUAAAACAAUGUCCUCUAUUCCCUACCAGCCCACCGGACCAGGGCCCAACUUUGGAUACGGCAAUGAUCCAGAUAGAGGUACCUCCAUAUGAGGAAAGGAGUGAUAGGGGUAGUUUCAAGGGGAGGAGGUGAGUUUGUUAUAGCAGUGUGGGGUGUGUGUGUGUGUGGGGGGGGGGGGGUCACAGGAGGAAAAACAAACUUAGCUAAAACAGAAGAAGGUAAAAAUCUGUGUACAUAGGACCCUUUAUGUUUUCACUUCCUGCAAGGGGCGUCCAGUAUGUAUGUGGAGAAGAUGAAUAAGGUGGAGGCCUGUUGGGGCGUCAUGUAUGAGGUGCAAAAGGCAAUUGAGAAAGGGGAGGUGCUUGAAUCUUUGCUUUAUUGUUGUUGUUCUUGUGGUUGUUUUGGGAUUAUUUGGGGGAUGUGUGAAGGUUUGUUAUUUUAAUUACCGUUUGUUUUGUAACAUGAGGACUGCCUUGUGUAAUGUAAUGACCUGAUUCCAACAACUGACUUAACCCCACCUCAAAGGUUUUGGCACCACUUCUGUAGUGAGAGUGCACUCCCGGGGCUGCCACUGUUGGAAGACGCCUAGGCCUCUUUAGCCAUCACACCAACCCAAGAGACCAAUAAUCAAUUCUGCAACAGGAUUUCUAAAGACGUACCUGAGGAACAGUUUUGACGGGAGCCCCUGCAGUGUGUUCAGCAGUCCAUCAUAGUUUCUAAAAAAGGCAUCACCUCAGUGAUUAAUUAAAGAAUCAGCCACAACUUCCCGAGUUUUACCCUGCCUUUUCACUAUCUUGGAGUCCAGUUUUCUCUCUUUGGUGUUGUUCCACCAGUGUGAUUCUAAAUGUAUAACCCUGUCCGCAACAGUGUCCAUGCAGUGGCCUGAUCAGACAUACAACUUAACGCAAGCCAACACCUGAUCGGUGCGUUGGUAUGAAAACCGGUCAAACGCCAUGACAGUGCAACGAUAGGACACUACAGAUGCGCUACUUGGCAUGUCGAUGUCAAACUGUUUCUGCCAUUUUGGGGGGGGGGGGGUGCAUCAGCUUGAAACUGUUUUCACCAUUUGAUGCACAGGGAAGACUUUGCUGAUCCCACUGCACUGUACCAGUGCCCACAGACCUGUAAGUGAUUGUAUGUAGCUCUGACAUUUUCUUUUCUCACCUGUACUGUGCUAUCUGCUUUUCAAAUUGAGGUGAGCUCAGUCUAGUUAUAAAGGGAUGAUUUUAAAAAAGAACUUAAAAGGGAAAACUAAAAGACAAAAAAAAAAAGACUUCAAAGCCUCUGCUUAUUAUAUGUCCUUUAUUAAAUUUUGUUUUUGAAAAAUAGAUUUUAAUGCGUGGAAUGAGUUUUGGUCAGGAAGUACAAAAAAUAACAUUGUUCUGAGCUGUCUACUUGUUUUUUCCUCUCAGCAAACUGAAACCUGCUAAAUAAGUGCUGUAGUUUGGUUUUACAUCACUGAGUCAUUGAUUUGUCUUCAUUUUGGAUCAUUUUAGUGCUGCCAUUACACAGAUGUUUAAAAGAUCAGUGCUCAUUCUAUAAGGUUGUGUCAUGUCGAAGUUUGUUAAUCACUGCUAUGAGGUGUUGGUGAAAUGAAGUUCAUUUUGUUUUGACAAGAAGCCAUCACAUCAUCAAUACAGGCCUUAUAAGUCCUUUUAAUGUCAGUGGAACCCAAAAAAUGUGACAGGAAACAUUCAACAACAGCCAGUCCAUGGUUGCCAUGGGAAUGUCACAAAGCAUCAACAGCCAUCAGAACCCAAUGGCUGCCUUUAUACGAGUC